AUGACAAUGAAUUAUACGACGACGAAGUAUCUUCUACUAAUUCUCGUGCUUUCUCCAAAUCUCCUACAAAUGAUGGCCUCGUCAGAAAAACUCAAAUGUUUAUUUACUUCAAAGUUUGAGGUUUACGUCGCUAGCAAUCUGCCGUAUGAAGCUCAACCAUUAACAAUGCAUUGUGCAUCUAAAGACGACGAUCUUGGACACCAUACGCUGACGACAAAUCAAGAAUUUCACUUUCAUUUUUGUCUGCGACCCUUUGCUACUUUAUUCUUCUGUCAUCUUUGGUGGGAGAAUAAGGACUCCGCGUUUGAAGUCUACAAUGGUAACUGGCGACACGAUAUUUGUUUCCGAAAUCACACUUGUUAUUGGGUAGCGAAGAGCGACGGGAUUUAUUUCUCACCAUUCUACCCUCCACAAGAAUUAGUCAAGAAGUAUUCUUGGAAUGAAAAUGUGAGAAAAAGUUCUCAUUGA
Messenger RNA from Erythranthe guttata (spotted monkey flower), 468 nucleotides. Lineage: Eukaryota; Viridiplantae; Streptophyta; Magnoliopsida; Lamiales; Phrymaceae. The record is from RefSeq and is a predicted model, not a curated record.